Messenger RNA from Penicillium lagena, 384 nucleotides. RefSeq lists its product as uncharacterized. The transcript is spliced from 3 exons. Lineage: Eukaryota; Fungi; Ascomycota; Eurotiomycetes; Eurotiales; Aspergillaceae. The record is from RefSeq and is a predicted model, not a curated record. The coding region runs from base 1 to 384 and encodes 127 amino acids.
AUGGAUAAGGACGAGCAUCUGGUUCACGGCUUGGAAGCUUGCGACUGGGAACAGCUGCAACACCGCUAUACCGACGCGAUGGAUGAGUAUGGCCGAAUGGAAGAGAAUCUGCGUGCCGAAGCUGCAACACUGCUCGAGAUCUUUACGGCGUGGUCUCAGACUACAGUGCUGCAAGAUGAAAACAGAGCUUUCAAAAGGUUCGACUAUCUCCAUUUUCCCUUUUUGGAGACGAAUCUGACCUCUGGUAGGUUCAAGACUCAGAUGCAGCAUGUGCAGCACUCGGAAGUCAACGUGGAGCACAAGAAACAACACUGCCAAGACAUGGAGGUUGUGAAAGCCUUUGAAAGUGCACUGAAAUUGCUCAACGAGCAGCUCAAGGGAUGA